This is a messenger RNA of Coregonus clupeaformis (lake whitefish), 2133 nucleotides long. RefSeq names its product extensin-like. The coding region runs from base 1 to 2133 and encodes 710 amino acids. The record is from RefSeq and is a predicted model, not a curated record. NCBI's taxonomy places the organism in Eukaryota, Metazoa, Chordata, Actinopteri, Salmoniformes, Salmonidae. The transcript has 3 exons.
AUGGCCUCAGAGCUCUCCUUCAAUGAGUCACCUCCUCCACCCAGCCUCUUCCACCCAGCCUCCUCCACCCUGCCUCCUCCACCCAGCCUCCUCCACCCAGCCUCCUCCACCCAGCCUCCUCCACCAGCCUCCUCCACCAGCCUCCUCCACCAGCCUCCUCCACCCAGCCUCCUCCACCCAGCCUCCUCCACCCUGCCUCCUCCACCCAGCCUCCUCCACCCAGCCUCUUCCACCCAGCCUCCUCCACCCUGCCUCCUCCACCCUGCCUCCUCCACCCUGCCUCCUCCACCCAGCCUCCUCCACCCAGCCUCUUCCACCCAGCCUCCUCCACCCAGCCUCCUCCACCCUGCCUCCUCCACCCUGCCUCCUCCACCCAGCCAGUCUCCUCCACCCAGCCUCCGCCCAGCCUCCACCACCCUGCCUCCUCCACCCAGCCUCCUCCACCCAGCCUCCUCCACCCUGCCUCCUCCACCCAGCCUCCUCCACCCAGCCUCCUCCACCCAGCCUCCUCCACCCUGCAUCCUCCACCCAGCCAGUCUCCUCCGCCCAGCCUCCGCCCAGCCUCCACCACCCUGCCUCCUCCACCCAGCCUCCUCCACCCAGCCUCCUCCACCCUGCCUCCUCCACCCAGCCUCCUCCACCCAGCCUCCUCCACCCUGCCUCCUCCACCCAGCCUCCUCCACCCAGCCUCCUCCACCCAGCCUCCUCCACCCUGCCUUCUCCACCCAGCCUCCUCCACCCUGCCUCCUCCACCCAGCCUCCUCCACCCAGCCUCCUCCACCCUGCCUCCUCCACCCAGCCUCCUCCACCCUGCCUCCUCCACCCUGCCUCCUCCACCCAGCCUCCUCCACCCUGCCUCCUCCACCCAGCCAGCUCUGCUCUGUUCCUCCACCCUGCCUCCUCCACCCAGCCUCCUCCACCCAGCCAGUCUCCUCCGCCCAGCCUCCACCCAGCCUCCACCCUGCCUCCUCCACCCAGCCAGUCUCCUCCGCCCAGCCUCCACCCAGCCUCCUCCACCCAGACUCCUCCACCCAGCCUCCUCCACCCAGUGUCAUCCGCGCCUCCUCCACCCAGCCUCCUCCACCCAGCCUCCUCCACCCAGCCUCCUCCACCCAGCAUUCUCCACCCUGCCUCCUCCACCCAGUCUCAUCCAUCCAGCCUCCUCCACCCAGUCUCAUCCACCCAGCCUCUUCCACCCAGUCUCUUCCACCCAGUCUCUUCCACCCAGCCUCUUCCACCCAGCCUCUUCCACCCAGUCUCAUCCAUCCAGCCUCCUCCAACCAGUCUCCUCCACCCAGCCUCUUCCACCCUGCCUCCUCCACCAAGGCUCUUCCACCCAGUCUCAUCCACCCAGCCUCUUCCACCCAGUCUCUUCCACCCAGUCUCUUCCACCCAGUCUCUUCCACCCUGCCUCCUCCACCCAGCCUCUUCCACCCAGUCUCUUCCACCCAGCCUCCUCCACCCUGCCUCCUCCACCCAGUCUCUUCCACCCAGCCUCUUCCACCCUGCCUCCUCCACCCAGCCUCUUCCACCCAGUCUCUUCCACCCAGCCUCUUCCACCCUGCCUCCUCCACCCAGCCUCUUCCACCCAGUCUCAUCCACCCAGCCUCUUCCACCCAGUCUCUUCCACCCAGCCUCCUCCACCCUGCCUCCUCCACCCAGUCUCUUCCACCCAGCCUCUUCCACCCUGCCUCCUCCACCCAGCCUCUUCCACCCAGCCUCUUCCACCCAGUCUCAUCCACCCAGUCUCUUCCACCCAGCCUCUUCCACCCAGCCUCUUCCACCCAGUCUCUUCCACCCUGCCUCCUCCACCCAGCCUCUUCCACCCAGUCUCAUCCACCCAGCCUCUUCCACCCAGUCUCUUCCACCCAGUCUCAUCCACCCAGCCUCCACCCAGCCUCCACCCAGUCUCUUCCACCCAGUCUCAUCCACCCAGCCUCCACCCAGCCUCCACCCAGUCUCUUCCACCCAGUCUCAUCCACCCAGCCUCCACCCAGCCUCCACCCAACCAGCCAGGUCUGCUGUGCUCUGUUCUCUCCACUGCGGAGUCGUUGGUUGUGGUACAUGAAGACCAAGGCUCGUAGGUUGUCGUUAGAGGUUGAUCGUCUACCGCUGGACAACACAAGCUUGUAG